AUGAUGCUGUCGACGAGCGGCAUCCGUGUGAAUGGCAUCGCGCCUGGUUUUACUCAGUCGAGCAUCCUGACUAGCUCCUCAAUUGCUGAAAAAGGGAGCGAAUACAAGGUUCAGGCUACAGAAAAGGACAUCCAGAGCACACAUUCCAAAUUUUUUGAGCGCGCGGGGUUGUUGGAUUCAGAAGCACAGUCAUACUAUUAUAACCGUAUGGCAGACCCAGAGGAGAUUGCAAGCAUAGGCGUCUUCCUCGCAAGCGAGCUAUCCAAGGCGGUCAAUGGGCAGGUGAUCCUGGCGGACAGUGGUAAGACAGCUGCGGCCACAGGCGAAGCAUGCACGGGCAAGGUACCGCGUCUCAUACCGCUCGAGGUUUAA
This is a messenger RNA of Didymosphaeria variabile, 372 nucleotides long. RefSeq lists its product as uncharacterized. The record is from RefSeq and is a predicted model, not a curated record. Bases 1 to 372 code for a protein of 123 amino acids. The transcript is spliced from 2 exons. NCBI's taxonomy places the organism in Eukaryota, Fungi, Ascomycota, Dothideomycetes, Pleosporales, Didymosphaeriaceae.